AUGGCUUCAUCUCGUUGGUGGCUCUAUGUGCAGGCCGUCUUUUGGCGGUUCCUGAUGCGCAUUGGCAUGUUCCUACAUGAGAUCGGCGGAUCACCACCUCGACCGUUAUUCACCCGCACCGUUACCUCCGACUCCGAUGGCCAUCCCAUCGUCCUCCACUUCUACUGUCCACCAGAUUAUCACGAGCAGCGAAGGCUAGGUCAUCGCUUCCCUGUCGCUGUCAACUUCCAUGGUGGUGGUUUCACACUUGGUGCCGCCACGGAUGAUUCUCGAUGGGCGAAAAUAGUGCUGGACAAUGUCGGAGCCGUAAUGGUUAGUGUCAGCUACCGACGGGCUCCGGAGCACCCAUUUCCCGCGGCCGUAGAUGAUGGGGUUGAGGCGCUACUAUAUCUGGCAACACAUGCGGGUGAAUUGGGAUUGGAUGUGAGCCGUGUGGCGCUGAGCGGGUUCUCAGCGGGCGGCAAUCUGGCUGUCACAGUGCCCUUGCGGCUGCGUGGCAGAAUAUCCACAGAAGUGAACGAACAUCUAGGUCGAGCCGAUUCCACACAAAAUUUGCUCAAUCAGGUCAGCGAUCUCAACAUCGUUGCUUUGUUCUGUUGGUACCCGAUUCUGGACUUCGAAGAAUCUCGCGACCACCGUCGUGCUAUGAGUCUGAUGCCGGACAAGACUCUCCCUGCAUUUUUCACGACCCUCUUUGAUGAAUCCUAUCUUCCUGAUUUGGCUGAACGCGAUUCCCCCUAUGCCUCUCCAGUCCAUGCAUCUGACCGUAUACUGUCUGAAGCUAUUCCCCGCGAUGUGUUUUUCUUUAUCUGCGAGUGGGACAUGUUGAUGAAGGAGGGUCAAACUUUCGUUCGCCGCUUAGAGAGCCUUGGUAAACGCCCUCGUGCCAUGCUCAUCGAGAAAGCCAAACAUGCAUGGGAUAAGUCACCCAAUCCGUGGCGGGACCAACACAGCGUGGACGUUUUGUACCGCGAUGCCUGUGCGGACAUGAAGGCUAUCUUCGACCGGUGA
Penicillium vulpinum is the source of this 1011-nucleotide messenger RNA. Its product is annotated as Alpha/beta hydrolase fold-3. Gene Ontology annotation, molecular function: hydrolase activity. The transcript has a single exon. The record is from RefSeq and is a predicted model, not a curated record. Lineage: Eukaryota; Fungi; Ascomycota; Eurotiomycetes; Eurotiales; Aspergillaceae. Bases 1 to 1011 code for a protein of 336 amino acids.